Fusarium pseudograminearum CS3096 is the source of this 270-nucleotide messenger RNA. RefSeq lists its product as uncharacterized. The transcript is spliced from 2 exons. The coding region runs from base 1 to 270 and encodes 89 amino acids. NCBI's taxonomy places the organism in Eukaryota, Fungi, Ascomycota, Sordariomycetes, Hypocreales, Nectriaceae. The record is from RefSeq and is a predicted model, not a curated record.
AUGUCUCCCCUCGUUUCGCGUGUCGUCCGCUCCACCGUCGCCUUUCGACCUCUCCCCGCGGCUCAGCGAAGCCUCCGCACCUCGAGCAUCCUCCGCGAUACCGAACCUUACCAAUCGAAGCCACCACAGCAGAGUCGUGACCACAACAAGCUUCUCGGCGCUGGCGCUGUCCUCAUCGGUGCCACUUUCUUCUGGUUCUACAGAGGAGGCAAACCCGCGGCCUUUGAUGCCUCUGGCGAGUCUACAGGCAUGAAGUCGGCUACAAAGUAG